AUGCUGCGGCGGUGCGGGCGGUGCCUCGGCGGGCGGGACCACCCCUUCGUGGACGCCGUGAAGGUGCUGGUCUCCAGCGGCGCCGGCGGUGACGGGGCGAGUGUCAUGGCGCACGAGCACGGCAACGAGUUCGCCGGGCCCGGGGGCGGGAACGGCGGGAACGGCGGCAACGUGCUGCUGCGCUGCCGCAAAGCCGUCGUCGACCUCGCGCACAUCAAAGCGAUGGGGAGCCAAAUCAGUGCGUCGCCGGGCAGCGUCGGCUUCGCCCGCACCGCCCACGGCAAGAGGGGGAAGGACCUGCUGCUGGAGCUCCCCGUCGGCACGGAGGUGGUGGACCUGGACACGAACGAGGUCGUCUACGACGUCGACGAGGAUGGUCUGGAGCUGCUGCUGCUGGAGGGGGGGCAGGGCGGGAAGGGAAACGCGGCCUUCGCGAACAAAUGGCAUCACUCCCCCACGGAGUCCACGCGGGGCCUGCCGGGGAACACGAUGCUGGUGCAGUUUGAGCUCAAGACACUCGCCGACGUGGGGCUCAUUGGGUACCCCAACGCCGGGAAGUCCUCGCUGCUGGCGGCCAUCAGCACAAGUAAGCCCAUGAUUGCGCCGUACGCCUUCACCACGCUCCGCCCCUACGUUGGUGUCAUUCACGACUUGUACGGAAACACCUGCAGAGUUGCGGACUUGCCCGGGCUCAUUGAGGGGGCGUAUGAAAAUCGGGGCCUGGGGCAUCAGUUUUUGCGCCACGUGGAGCGGACGCAGUCCUUGGCGUACGUGGUGGAUAUGUCGGGCUCCUACGCCCCGGCGGAGGCGGAGGCGCCAGCGGAGCCGUGGGACGUCGUAGACGCGCUGCGGCGGGAGUUGGAGUACUACCUCCCUGGCCUCAGCAGCCGGGCGCUGAUGGUGUUUGCCAACAAGAUGGACCUGCACACCGACAGUGGCGGGGCGCUGCUGACGGACAAGCUCGAGGAGCUGCGAAGGCGGGUGGAGCUGCCGGUGUUUCCCAUUUCCGCCGCCCUUGGCGUCGCGCUCGGGACGUGGCACACGGAGGCAGGCCUGGCGCCCGCGCUGCAGCUCAUGUGUGAGGAGGUGUUUCGCAAGAAGCGGCAUGAGGAGGGAGUCCGCCGCGCCCAGCAGAGCAGGGAGGCGUUCACGCUGGACAAGAGCUUUCGCGCCAAGAACAUGGGCGUGUUUGCCGCAGCGGAGGACGUCGCCGACGGCGACGGGGGCAACCUCUCGCUUGUGGAUCAGCAGCUGGAUCCCUACGGCUUCAGCGGGCUGGGCGGGGACUCCGACGGCUACCGCAACGCCGCUGCCCGCGGCAAGCUGCACGACUACCGGGACCUGACAAUGAAGGGGCGGUACUGGUCGCUGACGCGGCGCAAGGGGGAGAAGUUGGGAGGCGAGAAGUGGCGGUGA
Molecule: messenger RNA, 1416 nt
Organism: Trypanosoma conorhini
Lineage: Eukaryota; Euglenozoa; Kinetoplastea; Trypanosomatida; Trypanosomatidae
Product: putative GTP-binding protein
Exons: 1
Coding region: 1-1416 (471 amino acids)
Cellular component (GO): mitochondrion
Molecular function (GO): GTP binding; GTPase activity; magnesium ion binding
Source: RefSeq, a predicted model, not a curated record